Messenger RNA from Arachis stenosperma, 516 nucleotides. RefSeq lists its product as uncharacterized. The transcript has a single exon. The record is from RefSeq and is a predicted model, not a curated record. The coding region runs from base 1 to 516 and encodes 171 amino acids. Lineage: Eukaryota; Viridiplantae; Streptophyta; Magnoliopsida; Fabales; Fabaceae.
AUGGACAAGAAAAUUAUGAAGUUUGAGGAAGAUAUUAAGAAGAUAGAUGACAUGGUGGGCAAUGGGGAUUAUGAUGGAAUAGUGGAAGCAAGAAGGCGGGCGCUAGUUGUAUGCUAUGAGAAAUGGUAUGUGAGAAAAGAACUACAUUGGAAUCAGAUGUCGAGAUCUAGGCAUGCGAGGAACAUGGAUAAAAACACGAGAUACUUUCACAACUUAGCUUCUGCGAGAAGGGAAAAUAAUAGGAUCGAUGCUCUUAUUAUUAAUGGAAGAUUAAUAAGAAAUCAAGUUAGGAUUAAGAUUGCUGUUAUAGAAUUUUAUAAGAAUUUAUAUCAUCAACAGAAGUCUCCUAUGGUAGGUUUCAGAGAUGGUCUAGUGGAAAUGAUCAGUAAGGAGGAUGCUUUCACUUUAGAGUUGCUACCGACACCUGGAGAGGUUAGAGUGGCCGUUUGGGAUUGUGAUUCAUUCAAGGCUCCAAGUAGUGAUGGCUACAACAUGAACUUUAUUAAAAUGUGUUAG